This is a messenger RNA of Dicentrarchus labrax (European seabass), 1375 nucleotides long. RefSeq names its product E3 ubiquitin-protein ligase ARIH2-like. Lineage: Eukaryota; Metazoa; Chordata; Actinopteri; Moronidae. The record is from RefSeq and is a predicted model, not a curated record. The coding region runs from base 51 to 1040 and encodes 329 amino acids. The transcript is spliced from 4 exons.
CCUUAAAGACCGGUCAGAUCAGUCAUUGUUUCAUUGGUGAGAGAGUGAAUAUGGGGAGCAAACUGUCCACCAAACGCAAGAGGAGACAUCAGAGUGAGUCUGAAGGGCGCAGAGUGUCGGCUCAUGGAGAGGGCUUCAAAGGACUGAGGGGCAGAUUCGUGGAUGAAGAAGAUGAGUGCAGCUCUGAGGAAGAAAGCAGCAGCUCGAGAACCGUACAGGAGAAAUGUUACGAUCCUCUAGACCCCACGUUUACAUUUGUAGACGAAGAGGAUGAUUUAGAUUUUCUGUGUAAUGAGUACCCGGGUCCCCAAGCAAAGAUGUCCUGUGGUCAUGCUGUCACUCCUAUGUCUCUCACCGACUGGUGUCGCUGGUUGUUGGACCAGGGUGAGUGCAGAUUUGUGUGUGGACAGACUGACUGUAAUGUUGAGUGGCCCUUUGAGGAGGUUUGUAAAAUGGCUCUUCUAAGCCCUGAAGAACUGGAGUACUUUGAGAAGAAAAUAUUCAAUAAUGCUGCCAAGGAUUACUUGGACGUCAAAGAAUGUCCUGGUUGCAAGUCUCGUGUGGUGAGAACUGAUCUCAGUGAUCUGAGUGUCAAAUGCUCAGUGUGCACAGCUAACAGGAGAAGGUCUUAUAUAUUCUGCUGGCAGUGUUUGAAGAAAUGGAAAGGUCCGGCUCCACGUUCAGACCGCUGUGGAAACGAUGACUGUCAAAACCCACUGGAAAUACUGAAGACCUGUCCUGAUAUUGUCUUUGAAGAUGUGAAGGGUGUCACUGGCUGUCCCUCCAUCCGUGCCUGUCCCACCUGUGGUUUGCUGCUGGUGCAUAACAAGACUCAAUGUAAAAACAUUGUCUGUUGCCGGUGUAAGGUGGAGUUCUGUUUUGUGUGCCUGAAGCUUACUGAAAUGUGCCUGAGGCUCAGUGCAGAGUGUGAGGAGCUCAUUGAUGAGAGUGAUGAGGAAGAGGCAUCCUUACAUUUCAGACCUUGCUUUACUGGUGUAGCACCUAGACAGACCUCGAUACCUGUGUGGCAGAGGACAUAAUUCUGUUGAUUUAUAACUGUGAAAUACAAAUACUAAUCAUUAAUCACAACUGUUAUCAGACAGGAACUCAGCCCCACACCAGCUUUCAAUAACAGUUAAAAGCAUAUGAGAUCUUUUUUGUAUUUCAGACAAUGUUAAUGAGAAUCAUUUAGAAUCACAGUUUUUACUUCAAACUCAAAAUUGUAAUAUGUAUUUAUUGUAAUGUUUGAAACUGUUUAUACUGUUUUUGUAAGAAUCGUUUUGCUGGAUUUUACUUUAAAUUCUUUAAUAUUAUCUUAUUGUUGCAGCAUGAAGUCAUUUGGAUCUUUAAUAUCUUUAUUCAGUCUUUAUUUUCA